AUGAUUGGGCUGUGUGUCUGUCUCAUUCUGGGAUGUGUUCGAAAGGCCCGCGUGAAUCCACGUGCAUGCAAAUCGUGUAUUCCUGCUGCAGCCUUCGUGACUCGGGAGGAGGGGCGACGGCCGUUAUCGCUUCUUCUCAAGACGAGUUGUGGUGGUUAUUUUGCCAUGCGGAAGGAGGUCAGGAAAAUCUACCUUUUCCAACUCGAGGUGGUGAAGUAG
This is a messenger RNA of Mesocestoides corti, 219 nucleotides long. The record is from the annotation of a GenBank genome assembly. Lineage: Eukaryota; Metazoa; Platyhelminthes; Cestoda; Cyclophyllidea; Mesocestoididae.